Messenger RNA from Fusarium subglutinans, 969 nucleotides. RefSeq names its product gamma hydroxybutyrate dehydrogenase. Lineage: Eukaryota; Fungi; Ascomycota; Sordariomycetes; Hypocreales; Nectriaceae. Gene Ontology annotation, molecular function: oxidoreductase activity, acting on the CH-OH group of donors, NAD or NADP as acceptor; NAD binding; NADP binding. Bases 1 to 969 code for a protein of 322 amino acids. The transcript has 3 exons. The record is from RefSeq and is a predicted model, not a curated record.
AUGACAUCUCUACGAAUUGGCUGGAUCGGCCUGGGGUCAAUGGGACUCCCCAUGGCAACAAACCUCCAGAAACACUUGAAGUCAAUAGGCGCCCCCAAUAUUCUUUACUACAAUCGAACUAUCUCUCGCGGUGAUUCUCUCAAGAGCCUUGCCGCUCAACCUGCUCCUUCACCAAAAGACCUCGUGACAAGUUGCGAUAUCAUCUUCCUAUCUCUCAGCGACGAUUCAGCUCUUGAGUCGACCCUCGAUUCAAUCAUCGACUCCGAAGGCCCUGAACAGUUCGCUGGAAAAGUUAUUGCGGAUACUUCAACCGUUCAUCCGGACUCUUCGGCCAAAGCUCAAGCUCGUUUGAAUGAGAAGGGCGCCAAAUUCAUCGCCUCACCCGUAUUUGGUGCAAGCCCUGUUGCGGCACAGGGAAAGCUUCUAUGGAUAGUUGCUGGCCCUGACGAUGCCGUCGAAAAGAUUAACCCGUACUUGGAGGGAGUCAUGGGAAGAGGUGUGAUUCGAGUUGGAGAAGAUGUGAGAGUGUCGAGUAAGAUGAAAACGGCUGGAAACUUUAUUACGGCUGGCAUGAUGGAAGUCGUGGCAGAAGCACAUGUCCUAGCAGAAAAGUCUGGUCUCGGAAGCAAGAAUCUCGAAGCCCUGGUAGAGCAACAAUACGGCCCUCUGGCACUUUCCAUGUCUCAACGACUCACUACUGGAGCUUACAUGCCAGCAAGAGGCGACCGGCCUUGGUCUGACCUGAAUCUGGCAAUUAAGGACGUCGGCCAUGGAAUUGCCCUUGCAGAACAAUCUGGAGCAAGAUUGGAGGUCGCUGAGGUUGCCAUCAAACAUCUGAAAGAUGCAAAGCAGUUCUCUGAAGUCGAGGGAAGGCCUCUUGAUUCUUCUUCCAUGUAUGGAAUACUCAGAAAGGAGGCCGGACUAUCCUUUGAAACAGAUCUGGUUAAGGAACGGGACGACAAGAAGUAA